AUGAACUCCCUUCGCAUUGCCCGCGCCGCCAUUCGGGCUCGCCCGGCUCUUCUCCGCGCCCCCGUCCAGCGCAGAGGCUACGCCGAGGCCGUCAGCGACAAGAUCAAGCUUAGCUUGUCGCUUCCCCACCAGGCCGUCUACAAGUCCCAGGAUGUCGUCCAGGUCAACAUCCCCGCCGAGUCGGGUGAGAUGGGUGUCCUCGCCAACCACGUUCCUUCGAUCGAGCAGCUGAAGCCCGGUGUCGUCGAGAUCAUUGAGGAGAGUGGCAACAAGCAGUUCUUCCUUUCCGGUGGUUUUGCCGUUGUUCAGCCCAACUCCGUUCUGAGCAUCAACGCCGUCGAGGGCUUCCCCCUUGAGGACUUCAGCGCCGAGGCUGUCCGCAGCCAGAUUGCUGAGGCGCAAAAGGUUGCCAGUGGCAGCGGCAGCGAGCAGGAGAUUGCCGAGGCCAAGAUUGAGCUUGAGGUCCUCGAGACUCUCCAGGCCCACCUCAAGUAG
Podospora anserina S mat+ is the source of this 495-nucleotide messenger RNA. RefSeq lists its product as uncharacterized. Gene Ontology annotation, biological process: proton motive force-driven ATP synthesis. Bases 1 to 495 code for a protein of 164 amino acids. The transcript is spliced from 5 exons. The record is from RefSeq and is a predicted model, not a curated record. NCBI's taxonomy places the organism in Eukaryota, Fungi, Ascomycota, Sordariomycetes, Sordariales, Podosporaceae. Gene Ontology annotation, molecular function: proton-transporting ATP synthase activity, rotational mechanism.